Messenger RNA from Clunio marinus, 3215 nucleotides. The record is from the annotation of a GenBank genome assembly. NCBI's taxonomy places the organism in Eukaryota, Metazoa, Arthropoda, Insecta, Diptera, Chironomidae.
AGUUUGGCGCCGAAUCAUUAUUGAAUAAGAAUCAAAACAAUAAUUUGCUAAAAUCGCGUAAAUCUCAAAAUAAAGUUAAUAAAAUGUCCAAAGAUAUUCGCUCAUUCUUCAAAAUUGCUGAUAAAUCAUCAAAAAUUACUUUCGAUUCGAAACAAAAAAGAAAAGCCGAAAAAAUCGAUUCAAGUGACGAUGAAAAGAGAACAGCAGGAUCAGUAAAGUCAAAGGAUUCAAAAAAGAAACGAAGGAUCAUUGAUUCUGACGAUGAUGAGCUUGCCACCAAAGUAAAUUCAUCGCUACCAGCAAAAAAGGAUAAAAAGUCUUCAACAAAGAAUGGAAACAAGUUGAUUGAAGUAGAUGUGUUCAGUAUGUUUGGAAGUGAACCAGUGAAAAGAAAAGAACGACCAAAAGCUGAAACAGUUUCACAAAAUACUUCUGUAGUCGCCGUUGAUGUCGAUGAUGAUGAAGCUGACCUUGAAUUGAAUGCUUCAUUAAUUGCUGCUGAAAUUGAGAGGAAAGAAUCUACUAAAAAGUCCCCCAAUAAAGAAACAAAAAAGACUCCUUCAAAGACUAAGAGAGAAAGUGUUGAGCAUAAUGAAAUUAAUUUAGUUUCUCCAUCUCCUAAGAAACCAAAAUUGUCUUCUCUGUUAUCCAAAGAAGAUAAAGUAGCAUCGUCGUCUCACGAGGUUCCUGAGAAGACUAAAAUAUCAUCGCCAUCACCAAAAAAAAUUAAAGAAACUCCACCAAUUAAGAAAAAAACGUCAGCCAAAAAAGAGAAGAAAAGUAAAGAAACAACCUUCGAAGAUGAUGAAGCUCGUCAUGAACGUAAACAACUAACAGCAAUUUUAUAUCAGAAGUUUAUGAAUCGUACAAGUGUCAUCAAUCAUGGAUGUAAGGAAAUUCCUGAUGGAAAAACCGAUUGCCUCAAAGGACAUCAAUUUGUCAUUACUGGAAUUUUAGAAUCGAUGGAAAGAGACGAAGCAGUUGAUCUGAUUAAGAAAUGUGGGGGAAUUGUUGUGUCUGGUUUAUCUAAGAAAGUUACUCACAUAAUAGUCGGUGAAGAAGCUGGUCCUGCAAAGAUUGCCAAGGCCAAAGACAUGGGAAUCAAGGAAAUGACUGAAGAUGAUCUUUUAAGCUUAAUUCGCAAGAAAUCCGGACUUCCAGAUGUCUCUACAAAGCAAGAAAAUAUUCAGAAGGAUUCACCAGGGAAAGAAAAUCGUGAAAUAAAAUUAGAAAAAGAAGAUGUGAAGCCAAUUGCAUCAACUCAGGUGAAGCAACAGCCACAGGCAGUUCAACCCAACAAAAUAGCAUCAAAGAAUUUGGAUGAUUUCUCAUUCGUAGAUAAAUACAAACCAACAUCAGUGACGCAGAUUAUUGGUCAACAGGGUUCGAGUGGAAACGCACAAAAACUCAUUAAUUGGCUUACUAAAUGGCAUUCAAAUAAUGAUGGGAAGAAGAAACAUGUGAAGCCAAGUCCAUGGGCAAGAGAUAAUGAUGGAAGUGCUUUUAAAGCUGCUCUGCUUUCGGGCCCUCCAGGUGUUGGUAAAACAACAACAGCACAUAUUGUCGCGAGAGAAUUGAUGUUUGAUAUCGUCGAAUUUAAUGCUUCAGAUACUCGAAGUAAGAAAUUACUCAAGGAAGAAGUUUCGUCACUUUUGUCCAACAAAUCACUUGCUGGUUAUUUGAAUGGAAGUGACUCGAAAGUCUCAAGUCGUCAUGUAUUGAUUAUGGAUGAAGUUGAUGGAAUGGCAGGAAAUGAAGAUCGCGGUGGCAUCGCUGAACUUAUCAGUUUGAUCAAGGAAUCUCACAUUCCAAUUAUUUGCAUGUGUAAUGAUCGAAAUCAUUCAAAAAUUCGAUCACUUGCUAAUCAUUGCUUUGAUUUACGCUUCAAUAAGCCAUCAGUUAAUCAGAUUCGAAGCGCAAUGAUGAGCAUUUGUUUCAAAGAAAACAUUAAAUUGGAAGCUGGAGCAAUUGAUUCAAUCAUAAGUGGAACUGGAAAUGAUAUUCGUCAAACAUUGAAUCAUCUUGCUUUAUAUAGCGCUUCAAAAGGUGCAACGAUUGGAGCAGGAGAUGCAAAGAAAAAUGCUGAAAUGUCUGAGAAGGAUAUCAAAAUGGGACCAUUUGAAGCUAUUCGGAAAGUUUUCUCAGCUGAUGAACAUAAGAAAAUGUCAUUCAAUGAUAAAAGCGAUUUAUUUUUUCACGAUUACAAUUUGAUGCCACUUUUUGUUCAAGAAAAUUAUCUUCAUGUGAAACCAAAUUGUGAAAAGACGGAGAUUCUUAAUAGAGUAGCAUUGGCGGCUGAUUCACUGAGUAUUGGUGAUUUGGUUGAGAAAAAGAUUCGUUCAAAUAUGGCUUGGUCUUUAUUGCCUACACAAGCAGUGUUCAGUUCGGUUUUGCCAGGUGAAUAUAUGGAAGGAACAUUUGCAUCGGCAGUGAACUUCCCUGCUUGGUUGGGUAAGACGUCAAGAUCUAAUAAAAGGAAAAGAAUGGCCCAAGAAGUGCAUGAUCAUACUCGAAGUGUGACAUCAGGUUCUCGCUUAUCUGUUCGUUUAGAUUAUGCUCAAUUCUUAGUACAAGCGAUUGUUAGACCAUUGAAAGAAAAAGGCCUUGAAGGUGUUCAUGAGUCAUUGGAAGUUAUUAAAGAAUAUCGAUUGUUGCGAGAAGACAUUGAAUCAUUAUUGGAGCUCACUUCAUGGCCAAAAAUGAAGAAUCCUUGGGAUUCAAUCGAUAGUAAAGUAAAAGCUGCUUUGACACGAGCUUAUAACAAAGAAGUUCAACCUUAUGCGUAUUCAGCGCAAACUGGUGUUAAGAAGAAGAAUGUGAGAGCGACAGAAGCUGAAGGAUUUGAUUAUGACGAAGAUGCAGCUGCUCUAGAACAAUCUGAUGAAGAGGAUGAUUCAUUGGAAAAAAAUACUAUGAUUAAAAUUAAGAAACCAUCAAUGGCAAAAGAUACAAAAUCGGGAUCAUCAAAACCAUCAACUUCAGCAAAAGCAAGCAGUUCAAAAUCAAAAGGUGGAAAAAGUAAAAAAGGAAACUAAAUAUUUUGGUUAAGUGUGUUUAAAUGCUUUGUUUGAUAAUAAAACGUAGUUCGUUAUAAUUUUAAUGUUUUCAACCAAAUAACAUUUAAGUUUGUUGAAACUACUGAAAAUUUACAAAUUAUUUUUUAACGAUUUUAUUAUUUUGAAAUGAGCUUUUAAUGUUUCAUAUUUCAGCAUGUU